AUGCGCAGUACGGUCGAGCGUCUCGACAAGCCGUCUUCCUAUGCCAUGAGCAAGUACAAGAAACGUAAGCGCAACCCGGCCGAUGAACCCACCGAUGGCUCCGCUCGCGCAGCGUCUCCCGACCUCGAAGAAAAGCUCCAAAACGCGACCACCCUCUACGUCGGCAAUCUCUCCUUCUACACCACCGAAGAACAAAUCCACUCCCUCUUCAGCACCUGCGGAGAGAUCAAACGUCUAGUCAUGGGUCUCGAUCGCUUCGCAAAGACACCGUGUGGAUUCUGUUUCGUAGAAUACUACACGCACGAAGACGCGCUGGAUUGUCUCAAGUAUGUGGGAGGGACGAAAUUAGACGAGAGAAUUAUUCGAACGGACCUGGACGAGGGAUUUUCCGAGGGCAGACAGUAUGGGCGAGGGAGAAGUGGGGGUCAAGUGAGAGAUGAGUAUCGUGAGGAAUAUGAUCCUGGAAGGGGUGGCUUUGGAAAACAACAGAUUGGGGAUAAGCAGUAUGGAGACGAGUAUGAUCAGGGGAGAUGA
Molecule: messenger RNA, 534 nt
Organism: Sphaerulina musiva SO2202
Lineage: Eukaryota; Fungi; Ascomycota; Dothideomycetes; Mycosphaerellales; Mycosphaerellaceae
Product: nuclear cap binding protein subunit 2
Exons: 2
Coding region: 1-534 (177 amino acids)
Biological process (GO): mRNA cis splicing, via spliceosome
Cellular component (GO): nuclear cap binding complex
Molecular function (GO): RNA cap binding
Source: RefSeq, a predicted model, not a curated record